This is a messenger RNA of Sciurus carolinensis (gray squirrel), 506 nucleotides long. RefSeq names its product histone H2A type 2-C. The coding region runs from base 37 to 426 and encodes 129 amino acids. Gene Ontology annotation, cellular component: nucleosome. The transcript has a single exon. NCBI's taxonomy places the organism in Eukaryota, Metazoa, Chordata, Mammalia, Rodentia, Sciuridae. Gene Ontology annotation, molecular function: structural constituent of chromatin; protein heterodimerization activity; DNA binding. The record is from RefSeq and is a predicted model, not a curated record.
UCUACGUUUUUGCUAUUUUAAACGUAUUUUUUAGUCAUGUCUGGUCGCGGAAAGCAGGGAGGUAAGGCCCGCGCUAAGGCCAAGUCCCGCUCAUCCCGUGCGGGCCUCCAAUUCCCGGUGGGGCGCGUACACCGUUUGCUGCGCAAAGGCAACUAUGCAGAGCGGGUGGGGGCCGGCGCGCCAGUCUACAUGGCGGCGGUGCUCGAGUAUCUGACCGCCGAAAUCCUGGAGCUGGCCGGCAAUGCGGCCCGUGACAACAAGAAAACACGCAUCAUCCCCCGUCACCUCCAGCUGGCCAUCCGCAACGACGAGGAGCUGAACAAGCUGUUGGGCAAAGUCACCAUCGCCCAGGGUGGCGUUCUGCCCAAUAUCCAGGCCGUUCUAUUACCAAAGAAAACUGAAAGCCACAAAGCCAAAAGCAAAUAAAUCCUGACAAACUAAAACCAAAGACCAAAGGCUCUUUUUAGAGCCACCCAAGUUUUCAAAAAAAGAGCUAAUGCGCUACU